GAUCAUUUGACAAGAACAUGGCUCGAAUGAUUUCUACGUCGUUGCUAUGGAAAUAACGAAAUGCAACAACAGCCACAAUAUGGUUAAGUCAGGCCUAAGUUGAAUUUCCGUACGAGGGGAAAUUAUGAAUGACUUCGAUAGCUGGGACAAAGUUUUCGACAAAAGCAAAGCAUCAAAAGUUCCAGAAAAAUUUCCAGGUGACAUCAUUAACCCAGCACUUCAACUUGAAGAUGUUCUUGAAGAAGUAACUGACGAAAUCAAUGAAAAAGAUCAUUCCAGAAUCGAUAAUCAACAUGAACAGAGCGAGGUUACAGAUAAUGGGCAGCAACAUAGAACAAUAACAAACCAGGAAGCAACCAAGAAAGCAAGCGUACCAUCGGUUGUAAGUGAGAAGCAGAAUGGCGACCCCAAGCAAGUCUCUUUCUUCAAAAAACCUAUGCUUUACGAAGCUGCUCCCAAAAAAGUUGAAAAGCUUGAACAGCGCAAAGGAUUUUUUAGCAUCGAAACUCAAGAAAAAAGCUCUGAUUGGAUAAAGGAUAACGAUGUUAAGGAGCCAUCACAUGCACAAGAAUCCAUUGGUGAAAAAAAGCCAGAGAGUGAGAAAAAUCACAACAACAUUGAGUCUCUCGAGUCGCUCACAACAACAAUCGACAAACAAACAGUCAGUAACGAUGUUAAUAGGAAUCACCAAAUCGAAGGAAGGACAUACGAUGAGGAGAAUAACCUUACUGAAGAUAACCAGGAAGUUUACCUGACUGAUGCCAUCACAGGGAAGGGAAUUACACUUGAAGAAGCUAAGAAUUUGCGGUUCCUUCUCUUUGGAGAUGUGACCACUACAUUCAACGAGGACUGGACUAGAGUUCCCAUACGUCUCGAGAAGGCAGGAAGCUAUUCAAUGGCCUUUCCAAAGGGACCUACGGAGAAACUAAUUUCAUUCGUCCAGGCUUAUGUCCUGAAGCAUUUUUUAUUCGACGAGAAACUGAGUGAAGCUGGCAUAAGCUCAAAAAAGGAUGGGGAAUGUUACAAAUAUUGUCUGGUUUUGGCGAUUGUGGACAUGCUUUGGCAAGCUGGGAUGCAGCAGAAAGCCGUCGUUUGCUUACCAACCUGUUCCAAAGAUGCUUUCAGCUCAAUCGAUUUAAAAUUGGAUGGUCUGAUAGAAAGGCUGCAGCUAUAUGAAUUUCGCAAGAAAGAAGACCUUCAGACGUUUAUUGAAAGGAAUCUUAAGUUUUUAGAGAGGGAACGACAACCAGGAUGCAUUUUGUUGAUUUAUUCUUUAAUCAUGUCAAGAACAGUAGAAGGGGUAAACGAGGACAUUAAUAGCACGUAUAAUUGUUUGGUACAACAAGGAACCUGCUCACAGGCUCUUUCAAACCUGUUCCUUACUGGCAAAGCCGCCCCAAAUGUUUUUAACAAUAACAAAGAAAUAAAGAAUGAAAUUGGAAAGACAGAAAUCUGCCAUGGAAUAUCCAAACGAUGCGAAAUCGGAUUCUUAUCUUACCAGGAAGUUGAAAAUCCAAAAAAUAUUACGGUUGGAAGUAUGCUGAAGACUCCUGUUUUUCCUAUUUGGGUGGUUUUUACAAGUGAAAAGGCUGGUGUUCUAUACUGCAGAAAGAGACAGCUUUUGAGUGAUUGGAAGCUUGAGAGGAGAUUUGAUCUACACUACCACGGAAGAAUGCCUCGUCAUCUGUCAAUCCCUCAUGAAGAUAUCAGACUAACAAUCGAUACAGUGCGUCCUUUUGACCCAGAGGAAACUGAGUACGAAUUCAACUCUGAGCUAGAAGACACUAUCAGGACAAAAUGGCAAGAUUGUGUUAUCGAGUGGAACAAUUAUCAACGUUUUUAGAAUUCGUUCAGCGUAAUUGAUACAGCAUUGCGAAUCAAAUCCUGAAACAUUUGCUAUUGACCAUCUACUGCUUGUUCAAAGAGGUACUAUUUUGCAAAACAACAUCACAUAAUUUUAAACGAUUUUUAAGGGUUUUAUUAGCUGAGCUUUGCCCCUAAAACUCUAAGCCCGUAGUCAAAAAACGCUCUGUCCAUAGCAAAUGAAUCAUAUAACUGAUUGAUGCAUUCAUACAAAAAAUCCAUUGUUUCUUUAAAGAAUCGAGAUUCAUACCGGUAUUGGGCUUAAAGACUUGGAACCCAGAAAAAUUUGGGUCGGUUAACUGUGAGGCCCGUGUCAAAGUUUCCCCUCCGAAUCAAAAUAUUCAAAACUGAAUAUUGUAAAGCUAAGGUAGUGUUACUGUAAACAUGUAGGUUUUAUAUUAUGUUUUCUACUGUAUUAUCAACUCGUGCUCGUUGUUGGGAAAUAAUCCUCUCUCUUUAAAACAUAGUCAGGUAUUUUUCAUCUUGGAAAAAGCUUUGGAGAGUUUCCCCUCUAUAUUUUUGUUGUAGUUUGUCAUUGAAUUGAAAAUACUUUUAUAAUAUGUAGAUACUUUUAAAAUGCAUAGAAAAUUGAGUGUUGAGAUUGUAAACACACACAAGUGAAAUGCCCUGGAAAAAUUCUGUUUUGCUGAACAGGGGAGGCUUUGAAUUAAGAAUGAGCGCUGAUUUUUCGUGUCACAUAAACGGUUAAAAAGACUAUUUGAACUUUGUUUAAAUUUGUUCAUUUUCUGGAAAUCUACCAAAAAUCUUUCAGGGGUUCAGAAAUCCUUAACAAGAUACCCAUUAUUUGAAGAUUCCUUUUCAUCGUACAAAUGUAAAAGUGCACCCCUGUUGGACAUAGGCUUUGGAACCCUUUUAGGAUCUUUAAGGCUCUUCAGAGUCGUGUUUUAUAAGCCUAUCAGUCUUUGACUAUUUUAGACUAGCUUAAAAAUGCAAUGAACUGAAGCAUUUUUAUUCACUAGCGAUGUCCCUACUAAGUACAGCAAUGGGCUGCAGAAACUCGGGUGGGUCUGGAGGUAAUUACCUCCCUAAAUAUCGCUUGAUUGUUAGUAUAAAUUCAUAUUGCUAAACUGGAAAAUAAGUCUUUAAUUUUUAGAAGUGUAGAACUAGAGUUUGAAAGCCUUUUUUCUCGCUGUUUGAUCUUCCCAGUGAAUAGGAAAACUUCCAUCUUAGCAUUAGGAAAGUCAAAGCACCCUGUUUUCCUUAAAUCAGGCCAUUGAAUUGUUGUAAAUCAGUUUACCUUUUAAGGCUUUAACGUGUUUAGAUUGCUAUUUCCGUCCAUAUGUACAUCGUUAUAGCUAAGAAAGAUGUUAUUUUGGGUUUAUAACAAAGGACAAAAUAAUGUUGUGAAUAGUAUUAACUUUUGUAUUGAAGUUUUUUAGAAUUCGUGAUCUUAUUGUCAAUGCAUCAGACGUGAAUCGAUGUAACAGGUUUCAAUAAUAUAAAUUUGAUAAUAUUGGGUUUGGAGUUUCUUGUAUGGUUGUAUAAUAAGUUUAGAGUUGUGUUAUAUGUACAUUAUUCUUGCAAGAAAAUCUUUCAAAGAAAAGUUUUUUUUCAUCAAUUUUUUGUAAUUUUGUCGGUGUUUUUCAGUUUACAUUGGUAGCAGUGUAGGCUAAAGCCAAACAACACUAGAACACUAGAAACUGUGCAUCCAAGAUCUACUUGUACACCUUCUGUAAGGAACACAGGCUGAAAUUAUUUUUGUGCUUAUUUGGUAAGAAUACUGCAUUCUGAUUUCAAGCUAAACAUUUGUUGAAAUCUGGCUAUUCCAGUAUCUUUGCUGGAAUCGAGUUCAUCGUUUCUUUGAAAAUCUACAUUUGAUAACAUUGCUACAAUCUAGCUCAAUAUUCUAGCAAAAUGAUAUGGGCAAUGGCUCAAUUAUUCAAUGGAUACGUAGGUUAAGUCUGACCUAUAAU
Messenger RNA from Rhopilema esculentum, 3797 nucleotides. RefSeq names its product inactive ubiquitin carboxyl-terminal hydrolase MINDY-4B. The record is from RefSeq and is a predicted model, not a curated record. Gene Ontology annotation, molecular function: cysteine-type deubiquitinase activity; K48-linked deubiquitinase activity. NCBI's taxonomy places the organism in Eukaryota, Metazoa, Cnidaria, Scyphozoa, Rhizostomeae, Rhizostomatidae. Gene Ontology annotation, biological process: protein K48-linked deubiquitination.